Molecule: messenger RNA, 6989 nt
Organism: Melopsittacus undulatus (budgerigar)
Lineage: Eukaryota; Metazoa; Chordata; Aves; Psittaciformes; Psittaculidae
Gene: PSME4
Product: proteasome activator subunit 4
Biological process (GO): proteasomal ubiquitin-independent protein catabolic process
Cellular component (GO): cytosol; spermatoproteasome complex; nucleus
Molecular function (GO): peptidase activator activity; proteasome binding
Source: RefSeq, a predicted model, not a curated record
UGUACAACCGGCUGCUGCCCUACGGAGAGCGGCUGGAGGCCGAGGCCGCCCGGUUCCUGACGCACAUCAAGGACAACCUGGCCCGGGCCGUGCAGCUGCAGGAGCUCUGGCCCGGGGGGCUCUUCUGGACCAGGAAGCUCUCGACGUACAUCCGAUUAUAUGGGAGAAAGUUUAGCAGAGAAGAUCAUGUGCUUUUCAUCAAACUGUUGUACGAGUUGGUAACAAUCCCACGGCUGGAGAUCAGCAUGAUGCAGGGAUUUGCACGCCUCUUGAUAAACCUGCUCAAGUGAGUACACAUUUCUGGAAAAAAACAGCUGCUUUCCAGGGAUGAUUUGGAAUUGCCAUGGAGACCGCUUUAUGAAAUGCUAGAAAGGAUAUUAUACUCCAAAACAGAAAACCUUGGAUUGAAUUGGUUUCCUAAUUCUGUAGAGAGCGUUCUGAAAACACUGGUGAAGAGCUGCAGACCGUAUUUUCCAGAAGAUGCCACUGCAGAGAUGCUGGAUGAAUGGAGGCCUUUAAUGUGUCCUUUUGACGUUACCAUGCAAAAGGCUAUAACCUACUUUGAACUGUUCUUACCCACAACCCUUCCUCCUGCCCUUCACCAAAAGGGUUUCAAGCUCUGGUUCGAUGAAUUUAUAGGCCUUUGGGUGUCAGUUCAGAACCUUCCCCAAUGGGAAGGGCAUCUAGUAAAUCUGUUUGCUCGCUUGGCCACUGACAACAUCGGAUACAUAGACUGGGAUCCAUAUGUACCAAAGAUUUUUACCAGAAUUCUGAGGAGUUUAAAUCUUCCAGUGGGAAGCAACCAAGUUGUUGUUCCAAGAUUCCUGACAAAUGCUUAUGAUGUAGGGCAUGCAGUCAUGUGGAUCACAGCCAUGAUGGGUGGGCCAAGUAAACUAGUGCAAAAGCACCUGUCUGGCUUGUUCAAUAGCAUUGCCUCUUUCUACCAUCCUUCAAAUAACGGGCGCUGGCUGAACAAACUGAUGAAGCUACUUCAGAGGUUACCCAGUGGUGUUGUGAGAAGGCUGCAUCGUGAGCGCUACAAGAAGAUGACGUGGUUAACUCCUGUGCCUGAGAGUCACAAACUUACUGACCAGGAUGUUACAGACUUUGUAGAAUGCAUUAUUCAACCUGUUCUCCUGGCUAUGUUUAGUAAAACUGGAAGCCUGGAGGCUGCUCAAGCCCUGCAGAACCUUGCACUGAUGCGUCCUGAAUUAGUAAUUCCACCUGUACUGGAGAAGACGUACCCUGCACUCGAGACACUGACAGAACCUCAUCAGCUCACAGCCACGUUGAGCUGUGUGAUUGGGGUGGCUCGCAGCCUGGUGUCCGGGGGGAAGUGGUUUCCUGAAGGUCCAACACAUCUGCUACCUCUACUGAUGAGAGCAUUGCCAGGGGUAGAUCCAAAUGACUUCAGCAAGUGUAUGAUUACAUUCCAGUUCAUUGCAACAUUUUCUACUUUGGUGCCUUUAGUAGAUUGUUCAUCUGUAUUGCAAGAAAGAGAUGAUCUGUCAGAGGUGGAAAGAGAAUUGUGUUCUGCAACUGCUGAGUUUGAGGACUUCGUACUGCAGUUUAUGGAUAGAUGUUUUGGACUUAUAGAGAGCAGCACACUAGAACAAACCAGAGAGGAGACUGAAACUGAGAAAAUGACUCACCUGGAGAGUCUGGUGGAACUGGGGCUCUCUUCUACUUUCAGUACAAUCCUUACUCAGUGCUCAAAGGAUAUAUUUAAGGUUGCUUUGGAGAAGGUUUUUAACUUUGCUGUUUCGAACAUAUUUGAGACAAGAGUUGCUGGUCGAAUGGUUGCCGAUAUGUGCCGAGCUGCAGUAAAAUGCCGCCCUGAGGAAUCCCUGAAGCUGUUUGUACCACACUGCUGCAAUGUUAUAACUCACCUCACAGUCAAUGAUGAUGUGUUACAUGACGAAGAACUAGAUAAGGAGCUGCUUUGGAAUCUUCAGCUUUUGUCAGAGAUCACUCGAGUGGAUGGAAAGAAGUUGCUUGUGUACAGGGAGCAGCUUGGGAAGAUACUGCAGCGAACCCUACACUUAACCUGUAAGCAGGGUUACAUUCUGUCUUGUAACCUACUGCACCAUCUUCUCCGUUCUGCUACACUUAUCUACCCCACAGAGUACUGCAGUGUGCCAGGUGGCUUUGACAAGCCUGUUUCUGAAUACUUUCCUAUCAAGGACUGGGGUAAACCAGGUGACCUGUGGAACUUGGACAUCCAGUGGCAUGUUCCUUCCUCUGAGGAAAUAAGCUUUGCUUUUUAUUUGCUGGAUACUUUCCUUCAGCCUGAGCUCAUCAGACUAGAGCACUAUGCAGCUGGAAAACUGGAAAUGUCCAGAGAUGAUGUGCAGCAGUGUCUUGCCAUAGUGCAUAACUGCUUGAUUGGAUCAGGGAACAUUCUGCCUCCUCUGAAAGGAGAAAGGGUGGCUCAUCUGGUCCCAAGUCUGGUGUCUUUGGAAGAGACAAAGCUGUACACUGGUGUUGAGUAUGAUUUAUCAAGAGAGAAUUAUCGAGAAACAAUUGCAAAAGUUAUACGGAAACUGCUGCGCUACAUACUUGAUAAUUCAGAAGAUGAUACCAAGUCUUUAUUUCUAAUAAUAAAGAUCAUCAGUGAUGUUUUACAGUUCCAAGGCUCUCACAAGCAUGAGUUUGACUCACGAUGGAAAAGCUUCAACCUAGUGAAAAAAUCAAUGGAGAACAGGCUUCAAGGAAAGAAGCAGCAUAUCAGAGCUCUGCUGAUAGACAGAGUCAUGUUGCAGCAUGAGCUGAGAACACUGACGAUGGAAGGCUGUGAAUACAAAACUUCCCACCAGGAGAUGAUCAGAGAUCUUUUGUGUUUGUCCACAAGUUCCUACGGUCAGGUCAGAAGUAAAGCUCAGCAAGCAUUCUUCACAGCUCUGGGAACAUACAAUUUCUGUUGCAGAGAUAUCAUCCCCUUGGUUUUGGAGUUCCUGCGUCCUGACCGGCAGGAUGUCACUCAGAAGCAAUUUAAAGGUGCCUUAUAUUGUCUUCUUGGAAACCACAGUGGAGUGUGCUUGGCAAACCUUCACGACUGGGACUGUAUUGCACAGACAUGGCCAGCAAUUGUCUCUUCUGGGCUCAGCAAAGCCAUGUCCUUGGAAAAACCAUCCAUAGUCAGGCUCUUUGAUGACUUAGCAGAAAAAAUCCAUAGGCAGUUUGAAACAAUUGGCUUAGAUUUUGCAGUUCCAGACAAAUGCAUUGAGAUAGCUGUGAUGCUGCAAAAAUCAGAACAUCCAAGUUCAGACUUCACAGGUCUGGGUUCAGAAGAAAUUCAGCUUGGAAUUCAGCGACAGAAAGAGAAGAACACUGAGGCUGUGAGAAACUAUGAAAACUUGAUCAACAUGCUGCUGGACUGUGUGGAACAAAGAAAUCUUCCCUGGAAGUUUGAGCACAUCAGCAUUGGGUUUCUGUCUCUGCUCCUGAGGGAUGACAGGGUACUGCCUGUCCGUGCCAUAAAGUUCUUUGUGCAGUGUCUCAACCACGAUGCAAUAGUGGUUCGGAAGGUGGCCAUCUCAGCUGUGGCUGGUAUUCUGAAGCAGCUUAAGAGACCACACAAGAAAGUGCCCAUCUGCCCUUAUGAAAUAAGUGGAAGCCCAAAGCCUUCCAGCAUUCAGGCUGGUGACAGACCGGAUAACCAGUGGCUGCACUAUGACAGCCAGAGCUUACCAAAGACAAAGGAAGCUUGGGAAUCAUGCUGCUUUGUGGAGAAGACCCACUGGGGAUAUUACACGUGGCCUCAAACUAUGACAGUUUAUGCUCCAGUUGAGCAUCAACCAAAGCUUGGGCGAAGGAGGGAUGAGCUGACAGAGGCAGAACAGAUUAUCUAUGAUCACUUUUCUGAUCCCAAGUUUGUGGAGCAGUUAAUAAAGUUCUUGUCUUUAGAAGACAGAAAAGGAAAGGACAAAUUUAAUCCUCGCAGAUUUUGCCUCUUUAAGGGCCUCUUCAGGAACUUUGAUGAUGCCUUCUUGCCAGUUCUUCAGCCCCAUUUAGAAGAGCUUGUGGCAGACUCCCAUGAAAGCACCCAUAGAUGUGUGGCUGAAAUUAUCGCUGGCUUAAUCAGAGGUUCUAAACACUGGACAUUCGAGAAGGUGGAAAAACUCUGGAAGCUUCUCUGCCCAUUGCUUCGAACAGCUUUGUCCAACAUCACAGUGGAAACAUACAACGACUGGGGCACGUGCAUAGCAACCUCCUGUGAGAGCAGAGAUCCCAGGAAGCUGCACUGGUUAUUUGAAUUGCUGUUGGAAUCUCCACUGAGUGGUGAAGGAGGCUCCUUUGUAGAUGCCUGCCGGCUCUAUGUACUGCAAGGUGGCCUCGCACAGCAGGAAUGGAGAGUGCCAGAGCUGCUGCACAGAUUGCUGAAGUACUUGGAGCCCAAACUCACCCAGGUUUACAAGAACGUCCGCGAGAGAAUAGGAAGUGUUUUGACCUACAUAUUCAUGAUAGAUGUUUCCUUGCCAAAUACUGCUGCAACUAAAUCUCCUCGUGUCCAUGAAUUUACUACCCGGAUACUUGAAAAUCUUAAACCCCUCAUGGAAGCAGAUGAAGAAAUUCAGAAUCACGUUAUGGAAGAGAAUGGAAUUGGUGAACAAGAUGAGCGAACUCAGGGCAUUAAACUCUUGAAAACCAUUCUGAAGUGGCUGAUGGCGAGUGCAGGACGGUCCUUCUCUACAGCUGUCACAGAGCAGCUUCAGCUCUUACCUUUGUUUUUCAAGAUUGCACCAGUAGAAAACGACAAUAGCUAUGAUGAGCAAAGAGAUGCUAAGAUGUGUUUGUCGUUAAUGUCUCAGGGUUUGCUGUAUCCUCAGCAAGUGCCUUUGGUACUUCAGGUGCUAAAACAAACAGCAAGAAGCAAUUCUUGGCAUGCUAGAUAUACCGUGCUAACCUACCUCCAGACCAUGGUGUUCUACAACCUCUUCAUCUUCCUCAACAACGAGGAAGCAGUCAAUGACAUUAGAUGGCUGGUUAUAGAGCUCCUGGAGGAUGAGCAGCUUGAGGUGAGGGAGAUGGCUGCUACCACACUUAGUGGCCUGCUACAGUGCAACUUCCUCACCAUGGACGGGCCCAUGCAGACCCACUUUGAGCAGCUCUGCAAGAUGAGGCUCCCCAAGAAGCGCAAGCGAGACCUGGGCUCUGUGGUGGACACAAUUCCUUCUGGUGACCUGGUGAAGCGCCACGCUGGUGUGCUGGGACUUAGCGCCUGUAUCCUGUCAAGCCCAUACGAUGUUCCCACCUGGAUGCCACAGCUCCUGAUGGAUCUCAGUGCCCACCUGAAUGAUCCUCAGCCAAUUGAGAUGACUGUGAAGAAAACACUGUCCAAUUUCCGGAGGACCCAUCACGACAACUGGCAGGAGCACAAACAGCAGUUCACAGAUGACCAGCUACUGGUGCUCACUGACCUCCUGGUGUCACCCUGCUACUAUGCAUAGACAGGUUUCUCCUGGGAAAAUGAGGGCAUAGGAACCUUUCUGUGAAAUAAAAGCAACUCAGAAAACGAUCAUGUAGAAAACUUUGUGUGGGAAACCCUGAUGCCUGAUCAAAACCACUUUUAGAUGCAAACAUAAAGACCUGGUCCUGUUCAAAAAGAAUCUCACCUCCCCGGGGAGCAGCUGUGGGAGCCCCACAGCCUCCUUGUACCUGCACUUGCAGAGCCCAGUUGAGUUUAUCACCAGACCCUUCUCAUUGGCCUCCACUGCACAUCAGUCUUGUUUCUGCUCCCUUGCACACAGUGACUUACACUGCACUUUUCUCACCCUCUUUCUCUGAUCCUCCUCUCAGCUCUGUCCAUCAUCAAAGAUAUGCAGACCCAGCGAGUGCUGCAAACCACAGUGGAGCUCUCCAGUUCCCUUGAUGCAACUUUGUGCCCACUCAGUGUACAGUACCAGGAACCUCUCCUCAGAGGUUAUUCUUCACUACUUGGAUUGAGUGCCCAUCAGGUGAUGGGCUCUCUGCCAUCCAGUCCACCUCAGGGCAGGAUUGCCUUUUUGUACCUUGUCACAUGUACAUAGCUGAUCUCCUGUGCAGUGUAGAUGAUGGCAGGACAAACAUGGGGAGUGAAAGCUCUUGCUGCCUGGCCAGGUCUCCAGAGGUAGCUUGAUCACAUGUGGAAUAAUCAUCUGUGGUUAUCUGCUUACUUUUAAGGGUGAGAGGACUCUGGGUGUUUCCACAUCACUAGAGCCCACAGAUGUGGAAUUAUGGACUAUCAGGUGAUGGCUGAUUCACAGAGUGAAGCGUGUGCAUGGUGUGGAUGGCUCAUGGCUCCUCACAGGGAGCAUCACUUGCUUGGAGAUGGUGGGAGCUCUGUAAUUUCUUGCCUGCAGCUUUGUUCAGAGACUGGUAUCUAUUGGCUAUUUAACACCAUGUUUAAUAUGUGUUACAUAGUUGUAAAAGACUGUAUAAAGUGUAGAGGCAUUGCAUUGACAAAACAUUGUACAGUUUGCAACCUUUUAAUAACACCAUUGUGAGAUUACUUUGUAAAGAUUCAUACUUAGAUGUUAAUACAGUAGUAGCUCUGGCUUUUGUAUCGAAUCAAAUGCCAUUAUUAUUAGUUUUUUAAAUUAUUUUCUUUAACAGAAUCUCUCUUUGUGUCUGAAAAGCAGGAGGGUUUGCUUUGGGUUUCCUGUAUCUCAUUCUUACUCUGUCUCGUUCAGAUCUUAACGCAGCACUCGUGGCCAUCCCAAAUGCUGGCAUCACACAUUCUAGUGUGAUAGGCUCCUAGAACGUGAGGUACAUUGAAACAGUUCAUAACCUGGUGUGUGAUUCAACUUCCCUGCAGCCCUUCAGGAGCAUCUCAAGUGAUCUUCCUGCUGAGUGCGUGGCUCAUUCUGCACCUGCAAGCACAGCAGUGCUCCUGGGGCAGCAUCCACCGAGUGUCAGCACACGGAUGUAACCACUGUAUAGCGUAGUGCCAAAUCAUUACUUCAAUUGUGUAUGUAGUUGAAGACAAAAUAAAUGGACUGUUUGUAACA